Molecule: messenger RNA, 978 nt
Organism: Mytilinidion resinicola
Lineage: Eukaryota; Fungi; Ascomycota; Dothideomycetes; Mytilinidiales; Mytilinidiaceae
Exons: 2
Coding region: 151-645 (164 amino acids)
Biological process (GO): mitochondrial respiratory chain complex IV assembly
Cellular component (GO): mitochondrial matrix
Source: RefSeq, a predicted model, not a curated record
GCUUGGCGAAGACCAAAGAUCUCUCACCACCUCAAAUGCAACACCACCUCAUUCCUCUUGCACACCUCAAGCUGCUAUCUGCCCCUAGCCAACCCAAUUGACACCACCAUCAAUGCCGCCCCCAUAACCCCCGCUACUCCACCACCCACCAUGCCACCGGCACUUCACCCACGCUCGCGCAUGACAAUGUCGCUCUUCUCCACCACCCUCGCCAUUUCCUUCCUCGUCGUCGCCACGCCCCACGUCCUUCCAUGCCCCGUCCCCGCGGCCCGUGCCGACGCCGCAGACCCGGAUCGGCCCCGGCGGCGGCGAAGAUGUCAACGCGACGAACACGGGAACGUCAUCCCAGGGACAGAGAUACAGGCUACGAGUUCAGGGGGAACGGAUGCAUUGGGGCUAGGGGAGAAGUGGAAGGAAGGGGAGAGGGAUGUAGAGGCCGAGGUGCAGGACGAGGGGACUUCGAGGAGAGUGCCGAGGGGAAGGGAGUGCCCCGUGCCCAAGCCUGGAGGGCUCGUGGGGCAGAUACUGGGGAUACCAAAAGAUGAGAGGGGGGAGAUGCCUAGGGUUGUGAGGAUAGAGCCAGUGAGGAGGAGGAGGAUCGGGAGAGAGCAGCAGCUGGAGAAGGCGGAGGAUGUUGCUGAGUGAGGGCGAAUAUCUCCACUAUUGUACUGGUCGGCGUAUAGAAUUGCAUUUUCAAGAGGCGUGAGAGCUCCUUGUUGCAUAGGAGACGGUAGCAUGGCAUGGUGUGGAGCGUUUGAGCGGUGUAUGAGCAUCUGCUGUAAAAUAUGCGUGGGUAAAUGCCGCAAUAUACAUAUGCUAACAUGGCAAAAGUCUGCCUACACCUUUCUGUGGUGCUUUAAUGUGCUAACAGAGUGCUGUAUCAUGAUUUCCUGGCCAUUUGCAAGUUGCUAAGAAAUUAAUUGGCCACUGGUUUAGAAAUUGCGAUGUCAUUAAAGGUGCUGAGCGUAGUCGCGUGAG